This is a messenger RNA of Vitrella brassicaformis, 2100 nucleotides long. Lineage: Eukaryota; Vitrellaceae. The record is from the annotation of a GenBank genome assembly.
UUGACAUUCACUUAGCCUUGACAAAGGAAAGAUGGCAGUGUUCAUCGCACGCAGCAUAGGCCUCCAACAGGGCGGGCAAGCGCUCUCUCCCCGGCCUCGGUGACACAAUGGGCAUGCAAUGCAGACACUCACACCACAAGCAGCGCACAGACAGACACCCACGGCAAGUCAGUCACUCAGGAUCUACAAGAUGGCAGCCAGCCCACGCACUCGCACUCUCCCUCACUCCCACACACAAACGCAAUCCAAUUGUCGGUCGAUCCGUCUUCAGUCUGUCCCUCGGGGGAUCAAAAAGAUGAGCCCAAUCGCCCGUGAGCCAGACACCCCUCCCUCGCAACACACUUUGCACAACCGACACGUCCACACACGGCACGACACGAACAGCAGCAGCCCAGCCUGACAGUGACACUCACCCAGUGAAGCAAUGAAUGGCUCACGCACGCACGCACGCACGAUGGAUGGAUGCUUCAGGCAGGCAGAUGCAAAAACACUUAUCGUUCCCCGACCGAGUAGCUACUGCUUGCCCGCCUCCGAUACGACAGACUUGCCUGCCUCCCUGUCUGAGAUUCUUGCCACCCCGUCGGCUCCCGCCUUCUCUGGUCAAACACCACCGAACGACACACAACAAGACAGACAGACGGCUAGGUGCGCACUGGUCAUAAACCAGUGCAGUGCACGGCGGUCGCUGCCUUGCAGAGCUUGCAGGCUGGCUGUCAGAGAGAGGGGGACGGGAGAGGGGAGUGAAUGAGCAGACAGGUCGGGAGAGGAGAGAAGUGCUACAGGGGAAAAGAUUCGAUCACCCAGUCAGUCAGUCAGUCAGCCAGUCAGUCGACCACCCAACCCACACGCAGUGUCAGCCACUUAGUUAUCACCACACCACACGCACACGCACCCAAAAGCAGCCACCCGCCCGCCCGUCCAGGAAGUCACAAUGAAUGAAAUGCAGCCGACCGCAACACGACCAACCGACCGACCACCCAGUCUGUGGCCGAAGUGCACUCGCGAUGGCGAUGGCUGCUCGUGGCUGUCUGUCACGGUGUCCUCUUAGGCGCCGUGCACCUUGACGUGCUCCUUCUCCACCAGACCCUCGCUGAUCAGGAACUCAGCUAUCUUGUGCCUGCGCCAUUCAUUCACAAGCCAAGCACAACAAACGUGUGUGUGAGGAAAGAGCGCCUCUCUCUGGGUCGUGUGUGACUCACCGGUGGUCGCCCUGCACCUGGAUCACAUGCCCUAGUUCAGGGUCAUCGACGAUCGUGCCAUUGCAGUUGAAGUUCUGCACACACACACACACACACACACACACACAGAGAGAGAGAGAGAGCCAUGAGCGCGUGCCACGUGCCGACUGACAUUCGUACCUUCUUGAAGGCCUUGAGGAGUUUUUUGUAGUCGAAUUGUGUGGAGAGUCCCUGAAUGGUGGUCAGAGACUUCCGGCCGUUGCGCUGCUGAUUGCGAAUGUGGACGUAGUUGGCACCACCUCCAGGCAGGGAAUCUCCAACACCAUCGGCGCCUUCGUCAGCAAAGGGAUCUGAUGGACAGACGGACGAAUCAAGCAAGUCACCACACACAAUCAGACAGACAGAUCGACAUUAAGACACACGUGGGUCAGGUUAGAGGUGAGGAAGCUGCCCGUGCCCGUCUCGCGUGGGUGCUCUCUUACCGAUGCCGCCCAGUUUACCGAGGGUAUCGACGCUCAUGCAAGCAGAUAACCUGAGUGAGACACGACAACACACAUCAUCACCGCCCGUCCCCAGCACAUGUGAUUGAGACACUCCAUGCAAGGCACCAAGCAAGCAUCCUCCCGCACCACUGCCUCCCCCACACCCACACACACCGUCCUGUCUUCCCCCCUGCCCCUCUCUCGCCCGCCUCCUAGCCAGAGAGGCACACUAUGCUGGCGGAACGGCCACUGACGGUCUUCUGACUGUGCGCACGGCACCCCUCCUGCCUCCCCGUCGCCCUGUGUCCCCUCUCUGACUACACGUGUGUGUGUACGUGCCCACCUUCUGUGUGUGAUAGGACUCCGCCCGCUGGGAUGCUCUUCGAACGCGAACUCGCUGGUACUCUAGUACUUCGACAGCCGAGGCGAUAGAAAGGAAC